CAAUUCAACUCCUAAUUUUUGCUCAUCAGACAGAGUCACUCCUCAUUAUUCCAAAAAGCGAGAAAAUGAAGGGAGGAACUGUGCAGAUCAACUGGCACGGAACGAAACCUGUUCUAACCCUAGACUUCCACCCAAUCUCCGGUCUCCUCGCCACCGGCGGCGCCGAUUUCGACAUCAAGAUAUGGCUAAUCAAUUCAGUAGCAGAUGCCCAGAAGAAAAUCCCAGAAGCUUCUUUUCAAAACAGCCUUUCUUAUCAUAGUUCUGCUGUUAACGCCGUUCGCUUUUCUCCUACUGGAGAACAUCUUGCAUCAGGUGCCGAUGGAGGUGAGUUAAUUAUAUGGAAGUUACACACCACAGAAACUGGUCAAACGUGGAAAGUUCUCAAACUUUUGUCAUUUCAUCGCAAAGAUGUUCUCGACCUGCAGUGGUCUUCUGAUUCUGCGUUUCUGAUCUCUGGAUCAGUUGAUAAUUCUUGCAUUAUAUGGGAUGUUAAUAAAGGUUCUGUCCAUCAGAUAUUAGAUGGCCAUUUGCAUUAUGUGCAAGGUGUGGCUUGGGAUCCAUUGGCCAAGUUUGUUGCUUCUCUUAGUUCAGAUAGGACUUGCCGAGUAUAUGCCCAUAAGUCUCAGACAAAAGGAAAAGGUGUUGAUAAGUUGAAUUUUGUUUGUCAGCAUGUCAUCUCAAAGGCAGAGCAGCAGACACUAGAUGAUACUAAGUCUACCAAAACCCAUCUAUUUCACGAUGAAACGUUGCCUUCUUUCUUUCGAAGAUUAGCCUGGUCACCUGAUGGGUCGUUUUUAGUUGUGCCAGCAGGUUCUUACAAAAUUUCAUCUGCAUCAGACACAGUGAAUGCGACCUAUGUCUUCUCUAGAAAGGAUCUUACAAGGCCUGCUUUAAUGCUUCCUGGUGCCAAUAAACCUGUCGUAGCCGUUCGUUUCUGUCCUUUGGUUUUCAGCCACUUGGGAUCACAUUCAGCUGGGUUCUUCAAGCUUCCUUAUCGCCUAAUUUUUGCAGUGGCAACUAUAAAUUCAUUGUAUAUCUAUGACACAGAAAGUGCUCCACCAAUAGCAAUCUUUGCUGGCCUUCACUAUGCAGCCAUAACUGACAUUGCAUGGUCAUCUGAUGCCCAACAUUUGGCCGUGUCUUCUCAAGAUGGAUACUGUACUUUAGUAGAAUUUGAACUCAAUGAACUCGGAGUGCCCAUCUCCUUGGAAGAACACAAGAAUGACAUAGUUCAGGAUAAUAGAAGCCCUGUUAUUGAGAUAUUAGAUGAAAAAAUGACCGAAACAUGUAAAGCUAAUGGUUCCAUCACACCAGAUAGCAGAAAAACAGAAGUAGAAAAGACUGAAGUAAAAAAGGACUUACCAAGUUCAGUAAAUAUACCCAUCUCAAGUAAACCAUCAAAGAGGCGAAUUACUCCAAUGGCGGUGGACACAAAAUAACUUUGUACUUUGCACAAUCUUAUCAUAUCAAUUUUGGAGUGCUCGAUCGAAGCCAAGAGAUUGAAGCGUGGUGCCGUAGUAAUCCUCUCUUUUGAACAAUGUACAGCAAUCGCAUACAGUGUACAAUGGCCUAACAUUAUAGGCUGCAUCUUACUAUGGUAGUUUGUAACACUUCCAUAGGCAUGCUAAUCUCUAUGGCUUCUACUUUCGCUCAUAAUUCAGUAACUUCAGUUGUUCGACGGAAUUCUAGUUUUGUAAAUUUUAUGUUUAGUUAAAUAAAAACAAUCUAUUAAAUUU
Messenger RNA from Mercurialis annua (annual mercury), 1736 nucleotides. RefSeq names its product chromatin assembly factor 1 subunit FAS2. The coding region runs from base 66 to 1439 and encodes 457 amino acids. Gene Ontology annotation, molecular function: protein binding. Gene Ontology annotation, cellular component: nucleus; CAF-1 complex. Lineage: Eukaryota; Viridiplantae; Streptophyta; Magnoliopsida; Malpighiales; Euphorbiaceae. Gene Ontology annotation, biological process: DNA replication-dependent chromatin assembly; nucleosome assembly. The record is from RefSeq and is a predicted model, not a curated record. The transcript has 13 exons.